CCCAUUGGAGGCUCCAACCAGCAGGCUACCCUUCCAUAAUCACGUACAGCCCUAAUUUAGUAACACCGUCACGCGUCUGUUAGUUUACUACUUUCCGUAACUCAGUGACAACAAUGUCCCAUGUAAAGGGGGGUUGGAGUAUGUUUCUGAAAAAGCGUAGCAUAUGGAAGCAGCUAUGUCAUUCGAAUGCCCCAUAUCUAAGAGACAACACUUUAAAAGGAGUAGUUUCCGACAGCUCCUGUUAUCAGAAUCAGGUGUCAGGAAUGCCAGUCUAAUUCCCGGCAUACCUACGUGUGGCGGGCUGAUGUAUAAAGGAGCAGAGGCUGCUGGCGUCUAGCAUCCAAACAGCUCCAAGCAAAGAAGCCAAAGCCAUCUAUCCAACAACUGAUCCAACCACCAGGAGCUGAGAGAACCAUGUAUCUGUCCUGCGUUCCCGUCUGCAGCCUCCUCCUCAUCUUCAGCCUGCAGCUGUGCAGCUCAUAUCCCAUCAACACGGGCCUGACAGACACCGACAUGGACAUCCUAAAGGUGCUCCUUCACAGACUGGAGGAGUCGGUUCCUGAUGUCCCUGCAGGUGUGGACAGUGUGGACAGUCUGGACAUGGAGGAGGCUGCAGAUGGACAGCAGCUCCAGGAUGGACUGCUGGAUGAAGCAGCGAUCAGAGAGUUCCUCUCUGCUAAGAACCUGAAGAGCGUCCGCACCGACUCGUCCAGGAAGUCGUCCGGCUGCUUCGGCCGCAGGAUGGACAGGAUAGGCUCCAUGAGCUCUCUGGGCUGCAACACAGUCGGGAAAUACAAUCCAAAGUGAAGAUGAAGUCUUACCAUCUGGAUUCUGGAGCUGCAGCGUCUCUAUAGAAGGACAUUUUUAUUCAAUGCUAUUUAUUUACUAAUAUUUAUUGAUUAUUAUUGGUGGCUUACAAAUAUAUUUAUUUAAAAUGAAUGUAAGACUGUUCUUUACGUACUGUGGAAUGUUUUAA
This is a messenger RNA of Centropristis striata (black sea bass), 976 nucleotides long. RefSeq names its product natriuretic peptide B (gene nppb). Gene Ontology annotation, cellular component: cytoplasm; nucleus; extracellular region. The transcript is spliced from 3 exons. The coding region runs from base 415 to 807 and encodes 130 amino acids. Gene Ontology annotation, molecular function: hormone receptor binding; hormone activity. The record is from RefSeq and is a predicted model, not a curated record. Lineage: Eukaryota; Metazoa; Chordata; Actinopteri; Perciformes; Serranidae. Gene Ontology annotation, biological process: negative regulation of systemic arterial blood pressure; neuropeptide signaling pathway; receptor guanylyl cyclase signaling pathway.